This is a messenger RNA of Colletotrichum aenigma, 492 nucleotides long. RefSeq names its product Nudix hydrolase 1 (gene NUDT1). Gene Ontology annotation, biological process: dGTP catabolic process. Gene Ontology annotation, cellular component: cytosol. NCBI's taxonomy places the organism in Eukaryota, Fungi, Ascomycota, Sordariomycetes, Glomerellales, Glomerellaceae. Gene Ontology annotation, molecular function: 8-oxo-7,8-dihydrodeoxyguanosine triphosphate pyrophosphatase activity. The transcript is spliced from 3 exons. The coding region runs from base 1 to 492 and encodes 163 amino acids. The record is from RefSeq and is a predicted model, not a curated record.
AUGUCUGUCUCUACAAUCAACCCCUUUGCGAACCCGCGCAUCGGUGUUGCGGCGAUUGUCCAGCGCAUGGAUGGCAAGAUUGUGGUCGGCAAGCGGGAGAGUAGCCACGGCGCAGGUACAUGGCAGCUCCCCGGCGGCCACCUCGAAUUCAAAGAGUCCAUCUUUGGCUGCGCGGAGCGCGAGACGCUGGAGGAGACGCAGCUGAAGGUCAAGGCGAGCAAAAUUGUGGGCGUGACGAAUGAUGUAUUUGAGGAGUUGGGAAAGCACUACGUGACGCUGUUUGUGAGGUGUGAGAUGGAGGAUGAAGCGGCUGAGCCGGUUAAUCUGGAACCUGAAAAGUGCUCAGGGUGGUACUGGAUGUCGUGGGAUGAGGUUAGAGAAAUCAACGCAAAGGCGAAGGAGGGGGGUGGGAUGAAGCUUUUUAUGCCGUUGGCGCAUCUUGUCGAGGAAAAUGCCGAUAUUGAGAAUGCAUAUGAUCUAAUUUUCCCAUAG